Messenger RNA from Desarmillaria tabescens, 1874 nucleotides. RefSeq lists its product as uncharacterized. Lineage: Eukaryota; Fungi; Basidiomycota; Agaricomycetes; Agaricales; Physalacriaceae. The record is from RefSeq and is a predicted model, not a curated record. The coding region runs from base 273 to 1682 and encodes 469 amino acids. The transcript has a single exon.
CAGUCAUAUCAGGCCCCGAUGCAACCGUUUCACCUUCAUCUGGAGGAUAUAUUGGCAAAAUAUGACUGGAUAUCCACUGUCACUCAUUCACCUGAUAUCGCCUCCCUUCUUCGUACCAACGACGCGCCAUCACCUCUACAGUCUACUCAGCUGAAGGCGUCCCUAGAGGGCCUUGAAAGGGCCUCUUGCUGACCUAGAGAGCGACCUUGAGUUGCUCCGUAAUGCUGUUAUGUUACUAGAGACUCGAAUGUCGCGUCUCCAGUCACUCAAGCAUGACUACGAGACUGCAUUAUCCCCGAUACGUCGCAUUCCCUUGGAGAUCACGAUGGAAAUCGUACGCCGCUCGUGGGGAGAUGAUUUUGCAUUUCCCGUCUUCAGAAUCCGGGACGGGCCGUGGCAUCUUGGUCAGGUGUGCAGCUUAUGGCGAAAUGUCGUCGAGAAAUAUUGCCCGGAGCUAUGGGCCUACCAUAGAGGUGUCAUUGUUGUGCUACAGAGGUGCCGUGCCUAUAAAAGCCGACAUGGCGGAAACUCUCCGCGUCGUCCUUGAACGCUCCCGCAACCAUCCUCUCAAUGUUCAGUUUGGCUUCGUUGGCCUGGAUGACGUAGAAGGAAGAGGAGUUGCAGGAAUGGAACGGUGUUUCGAUAUCAUGAUCGCCCAUUCAAAGCGAUGGAGGGUCGUAGACAUGAUGAUCCCUCCAUACCUUUUGUCGCGACUCUCUCUCAUCCGUGGAAGGAUUGAUUGGCUUGAGAACAUACGACUCUCUAGUUACGGAGACCCGCAGUCCGGAGAUAUCAGGGCCUUCGAGGUUGCCCCGAAACUCAAAAAACUGCAUUUGAACGACAUGCACCCUGAAGCUAGCAUCCGUUUUCCUGUUGCCAAUCUUGUAUCUUUCUUCGACAAAAGAGCAUUUGGCGGAGACAAGCUGACACGCGAAUAUCUGGACGUCGUCCGACUAGCACCAAACCUUCGCUCGUUUUCGUACAAUGACUAUGGUAUUAGCCAUAUAUCCAUGCCGCUUUCCUUUCCCUGCGUCACGUCUAGAUCGCUCACAGAACUUUCAGCAUCUUCUCCAAAAUUUUUGCGCAAUAUGGAACUGCCAUCGCUGAGGGAAUUCACACUAACAACUAUGUGUAAUGCAGACACGGGAGGUGUGGUGAUAAAAUGCCCUGAGGAUGCACUGGGCGCACUCCACGAGAUGCUUCUGCGAUCACAGUGUUCCCUAACAAAAUUACAUCUUAUCGAUGCAGUCUUGGACAAUAACCUGGCGAACAUCAUUCGACUCGUGCCUAGUUUGCAAGAAUUCGACAUCGACUUCUACGAGUGGAUGGAUGAUUAUGACCCCAUAAUGCAGUCCCUUGUGACACAAAUGAGCGAGGUCCGCCUGGUAGACGGGUCACCUCAGCACUCCAUGGUCCCAUCUCUACAGGGACUUUGUGUUAACCUGUUCGAUGUUUCUAACAGGCACAUCUCUUUCAUUAAUUCCGCCUUUGUCGAUAUGGUAGCUUCGCGACUGCAUCAACCGACCGACACGCCACGCCUCAGGUGGCUUGACCUACGCGCGCUGGGGCACAGACAGAGCUAUGAUAUUGAUGAGUCGGGCGAGAAUAUACUAGAGAGUUUGAUGGAUGAUGGACUUGAGCUUUAUCUCAGCUUGCACGACAACGAUCGCAGGUUUGGAUAAAUAAUAUGGCGGGAUUGUGUGAUCAGUUGAUUGUAUAGUACAAGCGUGAUACUGGCGUACCCUACACUACUGAGAAGCAAUUAUUGGAAAGUAGUCGUGUUGAGGUCAGAUACACUUUGCUUGAUGACAGGCUGGGAAUGAAACUCUUUGGAUAAACAUUCAUGUCUAUCACAUCAUCACGUCCAUCGAGAU